Penicillium macrosclerotiorum is the source of this 1752-nucleotide messenger RNA. RefSeq names its product oxidoreductase tpcJ (gene tpcJ). The transcript has 8 exons. NCBI's taxonomy places the organism in Eukaryota, Fungi, Ascomycota, Eurotiomycetes, Eurotiales, Aspergillaceae. Bases 1 to 1752 code for a protein of 583 amino acids. Gene Ontology annotation, molecular function: copper ion binding; oxidoreductase activity. The record is from RefSeq and is a predicted model, not a curated record.
AUGGCUCCACUGAGAGACUGGGUGGCCUCUGGGCUUUUGGGCCUCAUCUUUUCGAUCACUGCUGCUGUUGCUGAGGAUUGCGUCAACGCCCCAAGCACCAGGGAUUGUUGGACAAAGGGCUUCGACAUCUCGACCGACUAUACCGAUGCUACACAAGUUCCUCCUGGGAAGCUUGUUGAGUACGACCUUACCGUGACUGAAGAAACUAUUAGCCCAGACGGCUACGAGAGAUUAGGAACUGUGUUCAAUGGACAAUACCCUGGGCCGGCUAUUGAGGCAAACUGGGGUGACACGCUCAGGAUUACCGUCCAUAAUAAUCUGACUAAUGGAAAUGGAACCGCGGUUCAUUGGCAUGGGAUACGGCUAUUUGAGGCCAACUACAUUGACGGUGUUCCGGGCGUCACGCAAUGUCCUAUUCCGCCAGGAGAAUCUCAAGUCUACGAAUUUCAAUUGACUCAGUACGGGACGUCUUGGUAUCACUCGCAUUUUAGCCUUCAGUAUAGCAAUGGGCUCUAUGGCCCGCUAGUCAUCCAUGGGCCAUCCAGUGCGAACUGGGAUAUUGACUUGGGUCCAUGGCUUCUGACUGAUUGGUAUCAUGAAGAUGCCUUCACGUUGAAUUGGAUCUCACUCGCGGGUGCAUUGGCACCCAUUCCCACAUCUACUGUUCUCAAUGGCAAGGGUGUCUACGACUGUAGCCCGGAGGAUGACAGUCUUUGUACCGGAAAGGCAGAGUAUUUCGAAACAACCUUCACCAAGGGCACCAAAUAUAAAAUUGGACUGAUAAACACCGCAACUUUACUUACCUACACGUUCUGGAUCGAUGGCCACAACUUUACGGUCAUUGAAACUGAUUUUGUCCCCGUGGAACCAUAUGUCACAAAUGUGCUGAACGUUGGUAUGGGACAACGGUACGAGAUUAUCAUUGAAGCAAAUGCGGAUUUCUCACACGGGUCCAACUUCUGGAUGCAUGCACAAUAUUGUGGCGCGCCCGCUGUCAUAGAGAACAACAAGGUUGGUAUUGUUCGAUACGACAAAAAUAACUCGAGUGACCCUUACACGCCACCAGCGAGCGAGCAGUUUCUGGACCUUGGGUGCGCGGAUCCCAGCCCCAGCAACCUUGUCCCUGUGGUCAAGAAGAAUGUGAACAAGGGAAAAAUUCCAACCCCAUGGGAAUCGGACCCCCGCGUUCAUUUAUGGACCAUCAAAAACACGGCGAUGUAUGUAGACUGGGAACUUCCGAGUCUCCAGAAACUUACUUCCGACGACACUAUAUUCCCUCCUGAAAGGGUCCCUGUUUACCUCGACUUCGACACCGGCGAAUGGGUUUACUUCCUCCUAACCAGCAACUAUACCAUGGAUGAGGUUAUAACGCCUCGAAACUUGACACCGUCAGUCCAUCCGAUCCAUCUUCACGGACACGACUUUGCAAUCCUAGCACAAGGCGAUGGCGAGUUCACAUCAGAUGUCACUCCAACUCUCAUCAAUCCUCCUCGUCGGGAUGUUGUCGAUGUCCCCAUCGGUGGCUAUGCUUGGAUUGCUUUCGAGAUCGACAAUCCCGGCGCAUGGUUACUUCACUGUCACCUUCAGUAUCACGCCUCUGAGGGAAUGGCGUUGCAAUUUAUCGAACAGCCGAGUAAGAUUGCAGGACUCCUGAGCGACGCAGGCGUUUCGAGCGAGCUGUCCGACCGAUGUACCGCAUGGAAGGAUUGGUAUAGCGUAUCGAACAAAACCCAAGAUGACUCGGGUAUCUAA